CGCGCACUACUCUGACGCGCUUUGUUUCUGUUGCCCGUUCUGUAACUGUUGGUGAAUUCAAGUCCGUCAGUGAAACUUGAGCCGUUCGGUGAUUUCAGUGCAGUAACUGUGGUUUACCUGUAUGGAUCGUUCGAACUGUUAACACUACAAUAUUGUGAUCGCGCAAGUGGAAUUUUCUGUGAAUUAUAAAAAAAAGAAAACAAAAAUCAAAAUAUAGAGUUUAGUACUUAAUUUCCCAUUUCGUGUUUUAUCGUCGGUACGUACCUAACAACUUUGACAGUUCUGAACUAAAAUACAAAUUUGAUUAAAUAAGAAAAUUAAAAAAUUCCCUUUAAAAAAAAACUGAAGUUUCCGUUGGAUAAAGUGACUUAUAGGAAAUACAAAAUUGUGCGUUGUGUUAAAUCUAACUGCAUGUUGACAAAAGAAAAAGAUACCAGCAGUCUCUGGUCAUGUUGAUUGAAUCGGGUGUGAAUCGUGAAUUUGGAUCGUUACCAUCAUCAGCUCAGUGGAAAAUGGAGCCACCGAGAAUACCAAUGACAGGUGGCGCUUCAAUACCACCACCUCCACCAAAUGUUGGUCUCACACCAUCAGUGCAAAUGCCUGGAUCUGCCCUCUUUCCCGGAGGAUCUCCAUCGCCUACAACUCUCAGUGCAUUUGUAUCCCAGCAACGUAUACUUGAGUUAUCCCGCUUUGGUCUACGAGGCUAUGAUAUUGCCCAGCAUAUGCUCACACAACAAGGUGCUGUUUCCAAAUUACUUGGUUCCCUACGACCACCUGGUCUAAUUGGUGGCUCGAAGCCAAAGGUAGCAACACCAACUGUGGUAUCCAAGAUCGAGCAGUAUAAACGGGAGAAUCCGACAAUUUUCGCUUGGGAAAUACGCGAGCGUUUGAUCUCAGAAGGUGUUUGCACGAACGCAACAGCUCCUUCGGUGUCGUCUAUUAAUCGGAUUCUGCGUAAUCGAGCGGCGGAACGUGUUGCUAGUGAGUUCGCCCGGACAGCAGCUUACGGAUUGUAUACUCCUCAUCCUUAUGGCGGCUUCGGGUGGCAUCCGGCGGCUGCAGCAGCAGCUGCGGCUUCCAGCCAACAGCACUUCUGGUCGACAGCUGGACCACCAAGUUUGUCCUCGGUGCCCGUUGGUGGGUCUCCACUCACUGUGUCAAGGCCUAUUUCUCCGGGUUCGGGAAGUCACGACACUCUGGAGUCACCAGAUGAGAAUCGUUUGAUUGAUUCCGAUUAUUUAGAUGAUGACGAUGAGCCGAAGUUUAGGAGAAAUCGCACAACAUUCAGUCCUGAACAAUUGGAAGAGCUUGAGAAAGAGUUCGAUAAAUCGCACUAUCCCUGUGUCAGUACUCGAGAACGGCUUUCCAGUCGAACCUCUCUCAGUGAAGCCCGAGUCCAGGUUUGGUUUUCCAACAGAAGAGCGAAAUGGCGCCGGCACCAACGAAUGAAUCUGUUGAAGCGACGUUCCAGUCCAACCAUGGGUCAACAGCAGCAGCAGCAGCGAUCUCUCGUCGAUUCGCCGCCACCUCUCAACACCAGCAGCGGCAAUCAGCAGCACCAACAACAGCAUACCAUCCGUACUUCCGGCAACGAGGACCAGCAUCAGCAUCAGCAUGGUGCCUUAACGUCCCAUCAGCAUCAUCAGCAGCAACAGCAGCACCACCACCUCCACCACCAGGUGUCCACCUCCGAAACUACAGCCAGCAUGCGAUCAUCGCUGAAUCACGCCCUGCAGCCCCAUCACCAUCAUCAGUCGCCUUCGCAACCGUUGCUCCUCAAUCCACACCAUUAUCCACAUCAGCACUAUCCCCAUCCGUCGGCCAGGGCGUCCAGUCUCAGCCCGAAGUCACCGACAGCAGCGCCACCAUCCCCGCAGACGGCGGCGGCAUCCGAGAAACCUCCCAGCCAAUCAUCAGGCACAGCAUCAGCUCCAUUAUCAAUGGGCGGUGAACGGAGUGCGUUCCGGUCCCUGGUCGCUGGGUCUCCCUCCGCGGCGGCCUUUGCACUCGGCCUGGCCCGACAAUACGCCGUCGCUGCCUCACUCUCCCAGCAGCAGCUCCAACACCACAACCAUCAUCAGGCUGAAGACUCCGACUCGGACGAGGAAAUCAACGUUCACGACGAUUCCGACAACGAUUCUCUGCCCCCAACAGCAGCAGCAGCGGCGGCGGCAACCACCGGCACCACCGGUCAAAACCACAAAGCACCGCUCCAGUUGACCAAGCAUGACCGUUAGUUAAAUGAAUUCAUUAGUUUUAUGUUAAUACGUUGUACAUACGAAGAAUAAUCUACGAUAGUUUCCUAUAAUUUUACCCAGUUACCGUUACCAGUGUAAUCGAAUGUUUGUGAUUAAUUUUUAAGCAGAUUUAUUUUGUAUUUUCAAAGAAUUUGAAUUUAUCUCUCGCCUAAGAUAUACUACAUUAAAAAAUGAAAGAUACUGAGAUAGUUUUUGUUUAAAUAAUUAGAUUUCUAUUCCUAAGCCAAAGUUAGUAGCUGCUGUCUUGUUUUGUUAAAAAUGUUUGUUUGCAUUUUGCUAUAAUUAGUGUUUUAGUUUUUAACAAAACAAAUUAAUAAAAAGGCUACCAGUUUGCAAUAUAAAUGAUAAUUUGAUUAUAUAUAAAAUGUGGAUUAAAAAAAAAAACUUAAAUCGAUAUUUACCUAUCUCUAAACUUAGAUUUAAAGAAGAAAAGAAGAAUUAUAGAUAAGAUUCUAGGCAAUUUAUAGAUAAUAAGAUUAUAUGAAUAAAAAUUAUAGCAGAUAUAUUUUUUCUGAGUAAAAACACCCAAACUUCUUCUGUCUCCUAAAUAAAUGAGUGUUUUUCAUUAACUGUUUCAAAUUCAAUCAAGAAAUUAUAUAAAAUAAAAUAAUUCAAAUUUAA
Molecule: messenger RNA, 2879 nt
Organism: Eupeodes corollae
Lineage: Eukaryota; Metazoa; Arthropoda; Insecta; Diptera; Syrphidae
Product: paired box protein Pax-7-like
Exons: 6
Coding region: 450-2237 (595 amino acids)
Biological process (GO): anatomical structure development; regulation of transcription by RNA polymerase II
Molecular function (GO): DNA-binding transcription factor activity, RNA polymerase II-specific; RNA polymerase II cis-regulatory region sequence-specific DNA binding
Source: RefSeq, a predicted model, not a curated record